AAAAUAAUUGUAAAACGAAGAGAGUCCAGGCCUUGGUGGAGUCCAUGUUCUUUCAAGCUAAAAAAAAUUUCCUCGAAUUUAUUGAGUGUAAAAUGAGUAGUCAUAAUUUUUUUUGCCAAGAAAGACACAAAUAUACGUACGGCUUUGAAAUUUUUACAUUUCUGUGGUAUAUGGAUAAGGCAUAUAACAACAACAAAUUUGAGAAAAGCAUCCCCCUGAACAUAAGGCAAAGUGGGGGACACUUGAAUGACAUGCUGGCUGUUCGUGGAGAGGAAGAGAAGGCACUUCUCGUGGAGUUCCUCGAAAUAGGAGGUAUCCAAACCUACUCCUGUAUUCGAAAUAUUUUUUACCAAAAGCAUGAUGGAAUUUUACUUGUUUAUGACUCCUCAAAUAAUAGGUCAUAUCACAAUUUAGCAAAAUGGGUAUACGAAGUGUAUGAGAACACGAAGCCUCCAUCGGACGUGUUUUGCUCCGCUGAAAGAGGUCGAAAUAAGUUUUGGAACCUGUUUAAGGGUAUCGGAACGAAGGAGGACAACAAGGGGGAGGAGGAUGGCCACUCGGGAAGGGGGACACCGAAGGAUUGUUGUGACCCUGGGGGGUACAUGGGCAUGCGCGACUUGCACAAGCAGAGAAAAAACGGCACUUACGCGGAGCGCAGCGCGAACUGCAACGCGAAGUACAACGCGAAGUACAACGCGGAUAGUUAUACCAGUCGGCAUGCCAGACGGUGUGCCAGUCGCUACCCCGAUGGCUGUGCUUCUCACCGCGAGAGACAACUUGAUGAAGACCCCUUCGCCUCCGAUGACGACUCGGACAUCGAAAAGGGACACGCCAAAAAGGGGGACCAAAUUCUGAAGGGAGAAAUACCUAUAGCCUGCAUAGCCACCAAGAUCGACAAAAAGAACGCCAAAGAAAAACCAGCCUCCGUGAAAACGCCCGAAACUUCCAUUUUUUACAAAUUUUUUUUCCCAGACUUUUCUGUCAACGCGACGAAUGAGGCUAUUAACGCGAACAAGGAUAAUUUAAAGAGAAAGAAAGAAAUCCUGAAAAAGCUGGAAAAGCAUAUAACCCAGGCAACAGAAAUCAAGGCAAGUUCCAUCGAUUGUGUCGUUGACAUUGAAAAAUUUGUGCACUUCCUCAGGCGCGUUUACGAGAAAAAGUACAACUCGGCUGGGCUGAAUGGGU
Molecule: messenger RNA, 1185 nt
Organism: Plasmodium cynomolgi strain B
Lineage: Eukaryota; Apicomplexa; Aconoidasida; Haemosporida; Plasmodiidae
Exons: 1
Molecular function (GO): GTPase activity; GTP binding
Source: RefSeq, a predicted model, not a curated record